This is a messenger RNA of Parnassius apollo (apollo), 2529 nucleotides long. NCBI's taxonomy places the organism in Eukaryota, Metazoa, Arthropoda, Insecta, Lepidoptera, Papilionidae. The record is from the annotation of a GenBank genome assembly.
AUGGCCAAAGUAGAUUCUGCCGGUAGAGGAAAUUCAGAAUGUCUGAAUGUGGACUUUAUGCGUUCUCUAGUGCAGCAGUAUUCUGAAUUGGGACAAUGGACAAGUGCAUUCUUCUGGGCAGAUGCAGCGGCAGCAGCUGGAAACAAUACCGCAAGUGGUGAUGAUAUAUGGCUACUGGCCAGUGCAAUGCUCGCCAGGGGAGAGUUACAUCGAGCCGGUCAUGCUGUCACCUCUAGAGGAUUACACAGGAGGCAUCUUCUAUGCUUGGGUGUUGCCCUGCGAGCCUACAUCGCGGCAAAGGAGCCUGCAACUGCAUUAUCCUUAAUAGAAGAAUGUGAUACGCAGUUACUAGAGCCACGUAGUCAUGAUCAAACACACAAUAGAGCCCUAGCUGGAGUAUUGGUAUGGCAAGCUCGAGCCCUUGCAGCAUUAGAGCGGCGAGAGGCAGCAGCCGAAGCCCUUACAACAGCUUUACGAGCUGAUAGCGCUUGCUAUGAAGCGCUGGAUUUACUGCUGGAGCAGCAUGCACUUACUCCAAGACAAGAAACUGAUUUAAUAGAAUCAUUGCCAAUAAACAGUCAGCUGAGUGCUGCGGAGGCAGCUUUUCUGCGAGCCGCAUACAGGGAUCGUCUACUGAGAUACGCGCCACUUCGAUCAUCACUAUCCUCCACAAACAACACUGGAGGAACAGAUACAGGCGGAAACGUGACUGGUUCACAAGGGGUGCUAAGCUCAGUUGAGGCGGCGUUAUCUCGUAGUUUGGAAGGCGCAGCGCGGAAAGCAAGGCGCUUAGCGGCGGCUGGCCAUUGGGCUGAAGCUUUAAAAGAAUUAGACCUUGCCGGGCCCUGGGCGUGUGCAGAUAUACGUGCGGCCUGCCUGGUGGAACUCAGGAAAAGUGCCGAGCUAUUUGCGUUUGCACACGCUCUCGUCGAUGCUUAUCCGCAAUCUUGGACAUCUUGGUUUGCGGUUGGAUGCUAUUAUUACCUCAUAGGUAAAAGUGAUUUUGCUCGCCGCUAUCUCAGUAAAGCUAAAAGCUUAGAGCCUGGUGCGGGGUGCAUUUGGUUGGCCUAUGGGCACAGUUUUGCCGCUGAUAAAGAACACGAUCAAGCCAUGGCUGCCUAUUUUAAGGCAACUCAAUUAAUGGCGGGGUGUCACCUACCGCCAUUGUACGUGGGCGUCGAGAGCUCUUUGCUAAAUAACGUCAGUAUGUGUGAGCGCUUUUUGUUGCGGGCUGCAACGUUGCAUAAUGAUGCUGAGUCGGCAGGGGAGCAGAUAGCGGACGAGACGGACGUGGAGAACGUAAGCGGGUGGGAUCGCAUCGCGCGCGUGGUGUGCGACCCGCACGUGGCUCACGAGGCUGGUGCGGCGGCGUACGCGGCCGGCGAACACGAGGCAGCGCGCGCGCUGUGGCUGCGGGCGCUGGACGCCGCGCGGGACGAACGCGAUCAGGUACCGACACGAGCACGAGGAGGCGCGCGCGCUGUGGCUGCAGGUGCUGGACGCCGCGCGAAACGAACGCGACCAGGUACCGACACGAGCACGAGGAGGCGCGCGCGCUGUGGCUGCAGGUGCUGGAUGCCGCGCGGGACGAACGCGAUCAGGUACCGACACGAGCACGAGGAGGCGCGCGCGCUGUGGCUGCAGGUGCUGGACGCCGCGCGAAACGAACGCGACCAGGUACCGACACGAGCACGAGGAGGCGCGCGCGCUGUGGCUGCAGGUGCUGGACGCCGCGCGGGACGAACGCGAUCAGGUACCGACACGAGCACGAGGAGGCGCGCGCGCUGUGGCUGCAGGUGCUGGACGCCGCGCGAAAUGAACGCUACCAGGUACCGACACGAGCACGAGGCGGAGCGCGCGCUGUGGCUGCAGGUGCUGGACGCCGCGCGAAACGAACGCGACCAGGUACCGACACGAGCACGAGGCGGCGCGCGCGCAGUGGCUGUAGAUGCUGGACGCCAUGCGGGACGAGCGCGACCAGGUACCGACACGAGCACGAGGAGGCGCGCGCGCAGUGGCUGUAGAUGCUGGACGCCGCGCGGGACGAACGCGACCAGGUACCGACACGAGCACGAGGAGGCGCGCGCGCUGUGGCUGCUGGCGCUGGACGCCAUGCGGGACGAGCGCGACCAGCUGCACCCGCGCUGGGCCGCGACGCUGGACGGGCUGGGGCACGUGAGCCGCGCGCUGGGCGAGCCGCGGGCCGCAUUGCGUUGGCACGAGCGUGCGCUGGCGCUGCGACCCGCUCGCGCGGCCUCCCUGACGGCGCGCGGGCUGUGCCUGGCGCUGCUGGGGCGUGCGCGCGCCGCCGCUGACGCGCUGCACGCGGCACUCGCACGCGACCCUGACGACGCGGUCGCACUCGCGCUGCUGGAUGCCGUCGUGGAUAGGCUGGACUCCGCGUUCACAGAAGAGGAGAUCCCGCAGUUUCCGUUCCCUACAGUGAACCUGUCUCUAGCAGCACCCUCUACGCCCGCACAGGCCGUAGAUGCAACCAACAACUCCGACAUGAGUAUGAGCUUCGACUGA